Messenger RNA from Closterium sp. NIES-67, 2206 nucleotides. Lineage: Eukaryota; Viridiplantae; Streptophyta; Zygnematophyceae; Desmidiales; Closteriaceae. The record is from the annotation of a GenBank genome assembly.
CCCAUUGCCACCAUAAUUUCUCUUAGCAUCUGCUAGUCGCCGCAUCUCGUCCAGAGCGUCGUGUCGUGGCUUGCGUUUCUGCAGCUGAAGCGAGCCAUUACCAGCUGCUUCCAUCCCCCCAAAAUCACGUCUCUUCUGUUUCGUCACGACUCGGGUCUCCCUUCGUCAAUCUUCUCUUUUUCCCUGCCAUCUCUCCCCGAGCCACAAUGCCGUCACACGCCCUUGCCCGAGGGCCUGUCGCCGUUAAGGCGUCUGCUUCGCAGCAGACGCUUCGCCAGGCCGACGCCUCCCAGCUGAGGCCGAGCACACGCUCCUUAGCAGUCCGUGGGUUAAGCCAACCCGGAAAUUCGAGACACAGCAGGUUAAGGAGCGUUCAGAGCAUCUCUGGGAGCCGAUUGGUUAAGUUUAACUCGGUCGCCGGGAAAUUGACGCAAACUCGGAGAGUGACGUCAGCAGUGGCGACAACAGAUGCGACGACGACGACUGCAGGCGAUCGCACAGUCGAAACUACCGUCGAGAAUCUGGUGAUCAUCGGCUCGGGCCCGGCCGGGUACACCGCCGCGAUCUACGCUGCGCGGGCGAAUCUGAAGCCGGUGCUGUUCGAGGGCGUGCAGGCUGGCGGCGUUCCCGGGGGCCAGCUCAUGACCACCACCGAGGUGGAGAACUUCCCGGGAUUCCCGGAGGGGAUCACCGGCCCCGACCUCAUGAUCAGAAUGAAGCAGCAGGCGGAGCGGUGGGGCGCGGAGCUGCACACAGAGGACGUGGAGUACGUCGACCUGCAGACGCGCCCCUUCACGGUGCGCAGCAGCGACCGGGAGGUGCGCUGCCACAGCGUCAUCAUCGCCACGGGGGCCACAGCGCGCCGAUUGGGCCUCCCCAGCGAGAAAGAGUACUGGUCUAAAGGGAUUUCCGCGUGCGCGAUCUGCGACGGCGCGAGCCCGAUUUUUAAGGGGCAGGAGCUGGCGGUGGUGGGAGGUGGGGACACGGCGGUGGAAGAGGCGCUGUACUUAACUAAGUACGCUAAGCACGUGCAUCUGCUGGUGCGGCGGGACGUGCUGCGAGCCAGCAAGGCGAUGCAGGACCGGGUGUUUAAGAACCCGAACGUCACCGUGCACUUAAACACCUUGCCGGUCGACGUGGUGGGGAACGACAAGGGGCAGAUGGCGGGGCUUAACUUGAGAGACGCUGCGACUGGGGAGGAGAGGAUUCUGCCCGUGAAGGGGCUGUUUUAUGGCAUCGGGCACAAGCCGAACAGUGACCUGCUGGCGGGGCAGGUGGAGCUGGAUGGGAGUGGGUACGUGGUGGUGAAGGACAAUGCUGUGGAGACGUCGGUGCCUGGCGUGUUCGCUGCUGGCGAUCUCAAGGACCACGAGUGGAGGCAGGCCAUCACUGCAGCAGCGUCAGGGUGCAUGGCAGCGCUGUCAGUGGAGCGGUAUCUCACCUCCAACGACCUGCUCAUCGAGUUCCACCAGAAGGAGGUGGAGGUGGUGGAGAAGAAGGAGCUCACAGAGGAGGACGUGGAGGAGAGGUUCGACCCGCUGCUCACGCGGCACAAGGGGCAGUACGCCCUGCGCAAGCUCUACCACGAGUCCAACCGCCUGAUUGGCGUCAUCUACACGUCUCCUACCUGCGGCCCCUGCAGGACGCUCAAACCCAUGCUGGCUAAGGUGGUGGAGGAGUUUGACCGGCAGAUCCACUGGGUGGAGAUCGACAUCGAGGAAGACCCUGAGAUUGCUGAGGCUGCGGGAAUCAUGGGGACACCCGUAGUGCACUUUUUCAAGAACAAGGAAAAGAUCGAUGAGAUCAAGGGUGUGAAGAUGAAGAAAGUGUACCGGGAGUUUAUCGAGUCACACAAGUAAAGCAUUUCUCCCGGGAAGGAAAAAAAAACAGGUUUUGGGCAGCAGAACUACUGAGAAGAAGCAGCAAAAGCUGCUCAACACAACCCAACCCAACCCAACCCAAUCAUCCCAGUACAAGCGAACCCAACCCAACCCAUCCCAUCCUUCUUCAAACCCAUCCAGCCUAUCCCAACCCAGCUGGGAGAUCAGUGUGACAACUUUGUCGCAACCAGUUGCAUAGUAACCUGUCCAUUGCCACCUUAUUGUGUAAGCAUGUCCUCCUUGUCUGGUAGAAGGAAUGUUCAGUCAAUAAUAUGAUGUAUUCUAAAACUACUGUAAUUGCUUUGCAAUUGAUAUAUGCUACGCUG